AUGAACAGAGUAAAUAUAAAAAAAUUUGAAGACCCCAAUUUGUGGUUAUACCAAAAUGUUUUAAAGAAAGGAGAGGAACUGAAAAAGGGGAAUGUAUUUAAUAACGAAAUAAACAAAAAUGCAAAGGAAAAAUUAAAAUUAAUUUUAAAAGAAUGUAGAGAAAAAUAUGAUAUAGAGUUAAAAGAAUUGAAUAGUAGCAGGAAAGAGGUAACGUUAUUAAAUAAUGCCCACACAAAUAAGAAGAUAGAUAUAAGCGCAUUAACUUUUAACCCCUUCAAGGAAAAAAAUAAAACAUUGAACUUGAAGCACAUUUUAAGUGAAACAAGCAAAAGGUGUGAAUACAUUAGCAGGAUUAGAAGCGGCAACGGUGGUAACUAUGGUAAUGUUAACAGUAGCGGUAAUAGUAUUAGCUAUAAUAGCAGUCAUAGUAGCAGUUGUAGUAGCAAGAGGAAUGAGAACUGGAGUUGCAACACGCGUGGAAGCACUUAUAAUAGCAAUAUUAAUGACCAUCAAAAUGCCGAAAAGGCUAUUAUGGAAAAAAACAAAUUACAUGCAGAAAUUAAAAAAAAUGACUUUUUUAAACAAAUGAAAGAGAUUAAAGAAGAAAGUAUUUCGAAGAUAACGUCUUUUUUUAACAAUUACAUGAAUUACUAUGACACUCAUUUGAAGGAGAAAUAUAUGAACCAUUAUUUAAAUAAUUAUGAAGAAAGGAAUAAGCUAAAGGAUGAUGAUUAUCAGAUGAAUGAACCACAAGUGGAAAUGAAUUAUGGCAAAAGUUACGUAAUGGAAAAUGGUAAUACGACAGGACAAAUUAACAUAAAAAGUAGUAAUAACAUAAGUGAUAAUUUUAGUACCCCAAAAGAAGUAAUAUCUAGGGAGGGAUAUACAUAUCAAUUGGAUGCAUACCCAGUACACCUUAACGAAAAAGAUGGUAAACAAAAUUUACCAAAUCAUAUAGGUGAUAGGUACAGAAAUGUAAUAAAUGAAGAUAGACUUAAUAUAAAAAACAAUGUUCAGUUAGAGUUCAACAAAACUACAGAAGGAGGACCUAACAAUGACAAUAUAACAUAUAAUAAGAAAAUAGAAUCGUAUGAAAAACAAAAAAAAAAAGAAAAAAAAAAGCAAGAAUAUUUAAAUAUUAAUAAUGUUGAAGAUUUAUCGAAAGGAACCAACUAUCAUAAGAACAUUACCUUUUUAGAGGAAUCAAAUAAUGGUGCUAACAAUAGUGGUGUCAGUGACAAUAGUAAAAUAUACGGGGACAUUAUUCAUGGAAGACAGGACUCUGCAAAUAGCACAAACUGUUUAUCGUAUCCAUCGCAAAAUGAAUCUAACGAAUAUCUUAAUGCUAGCGGCAAGCUGAAAGAAACAACAGUUAUGAAAAAGAGGCAUAUAGGAGAAUAUAACAAUACGAGCAACAACAUACGGUACGAUAAUGAUUAUAACGAUAAUAAUAAUAAUAAUAGUAAUAAUAAUAAUAAUAAUAAUAAUAAUAAUAAUAAUAAUAAUAAUAAUAAUAAUAAUAAUAAUAAUAAUAAUAAUAAUAGUAAUAAUAAUAAUAAUAGUAAUAAUAAUAAUAGUAAUAAUAAUAAUAAUAGUAAUAAUAAUUAUUAUAACAAUAAUAGUAGUAACAGUAAUAACUGUAGUGAUAAUAAUUGGGAAGAAGAAAGAUAUAAGCAUCAACUGAUGAGUAAUAAGACAAAACAACAUCUCAACCAUUUCAGCAUUUUUGAAAAAAUCAAUAACACAUCAUUAUAUUCUAAUAUUGAACCUAUUUGCCCAACAAUGGGGGAUGAAAACCUUUCCAUCUCUUCUAUAUUGCUAAACUUAAGGGAAAAGAAAAAAGGUACAGAAAUGAAUAAAAACAGUUCAGUAGCGUCUUACUCGAAUAAGAUCACAAGUGCAGAUGCUACGAUUAGCAAAAAAAGGGAAGAAAAAUUUUUGGCUUGUUCUAAUUUCAAUGAGAAUGUAUUACUGUAUGAGAGCAGGAAAAAAGGGGAAGAAGAAUUGCACACUUUAGGGGAAAAGUCAUAUGAAGUAAAAAUUGCAUAUGAUAAACAUAUAUUACCAAAUUUGCAAAAGGAUUCUAAUAAAAAAGGAAAAGGAUAUAUAAAACAGUACGAAUACCUGGAUAGCAAUAAUAUAACUGUGAACACGUUAGGACAUCAUUUAAAUAUAGAAGAAGAAAAGAUAAUAAAUGUGUGUAAAUAUAUAUUAGAUAAUGACUAUAUUAAUAAAUACACAAGAUUAGAAAAAGAAGUUGCUGAAUUAGUAUGUGAAGAAUUGAAUGUAUUAGAUAAGUUAAGAUAUAGUUGUAUUAGUUUGAGAAAAAGGAAUCCUAUUGUUACAAUUUUAGGACAUGUAGAUCAUGGGAAAACUACUCUACUGGAUCAGUUUAGAAAUUCGAAUAUAGCCAAAAAUGAAAUAGGUGGUAUAACUCAAAAGUUAGGUGCAUUUGAAGUGUUAGAUAGAAAGACCAAUAAAAAAAUUACAUUUCUAGAUACCCCUGGUCAUGCUGUUUUUAAAAAAAUUAGACAAAGAUGUGUACAAUGUACGGAUUUAAUAAUAUUAGUAAUUUCAAUCGAUGAUGGAAUAAUGAGUGAAACUGUUGAAUGUAUACAACUAGCCAAAAAAUAUAAUAUCCCUUUAAUAAUAGCUGUAAAUAAAAUUGAUAAAUAUAAUAGUAAUGUAGAAAAAAUUUCCAAGUCUUUGUUAAAUUACGAAAUCAUAACAGAAUUGGAAAAUGGGUCUGUACCUAUUAUACCUAUAUCUGCAAAAAAAAAUAUAAACAUUGAUUUAUUGCAAAAAAGUAUAUUAGAUGUUAGUGAUAAGUUAAAUUUAGUGUGCGAUUAUGGGACUUUAUCUUCUGCGUAUGUACUAGAAAAAAAGGUAGAUGCAGCUAAAGGAAAACUACUAACUGUUAUUGGUAAAUCGGGAAUAUUAAAAGUUAACUCGUAUAUAUUAAUUGGACAUGUAUAUACAAAAAUUAAGAGAAUUUUUAAUAGUGAUGAUAAAAUUGUGAAAGAAGCGUAUCCUUCUGAAGUUGUUCAGAUUGUAUGCUCUAUAUCCUUUUCAGAUGAUAGUAUAAAAUAUGGUGAUAUGAUUCUAGAAAUGACUAAUUUAAAAAGUGCUCAAAAAAUUGCAAAGUAUAAACUGAAAAUUCUUCAGUACAAGUUAAUGAAUAAUUACUACUUGGAAGGAGAUGAUCAGGAGGAAAAGUUUCUUCUUAGAGAAUCAGAAAAACUGUAUGAUAGAGAUGAGGAUGGCACCCGGGAAAGAGCACCCGGUACCAUUAGUAGUAAUGUUUCUACAAAUUUGGUAUUUAAAAGAAUUAACUAUACUUUGAAGGAAGAUAAAAGGGGGGAGGAAAAAGCAGAAGCAAAAGUAAAAGCAAAUGACAGCGUAAGUGUGAAGGACAGGAUGGUGAAGAGAAGAGAAGGGCGAAUCGCAAGUCAUCUCGAACUGCCACAAGUCCCCCUAAUAAUUAAAACGUGUGAUGAAGGUAGCAUACAUGCAAUAAUAGAAGGUAUUGAUGAAUUUACCAAAAGCGAAAAGAAAAAAAAGUAUUGUGAUAUAAACAAUUUUAUUGAUAGGAAUUAUGUGGAUAAAAACUUUUUAAAAAAGGAAAAGUUAGAAAAUAAUGAUGAAAUAUUUGAAAAAUGGAAACCCUUCAAAAUUAUAACAAAAGGAGUUGGGACAUUUAAUAUGAGCGAGUUAAAAUAUUGUGAAUAUGUUAAACCAUGUUUUCUAUUUGCAUUUAAUGUUGAUAUAGAUAAUAAAGUACAAACGUUUAUAGAAAGUAAUAAUAAUGCAAUAUUAAGAAAUCAUAAUAUUAUUUAUGAGCUAUUUCAAGAUAUUGAAAAUGUGUGCAAUUUUUACUUUGAUUCUUUGCAUAUUUAUGAAUCAGUUUCUAGAAUGAUCGUAAAUAAAACUGGAAGCUAUUCUUUGAAAAAAAACAAAGCCCCAAAAAAAAAAGUGUUAUCUGUAGAUAUUAAGGAGGGAUCAUGUAAUACCAACAAUUAUUUUACUGUUUUGAGGAAUAAACAAAUUAUUCAUAAGAGACUUACCAUUUUGUCUAUGCAAAAAAAUAAACAAAGUGCUACUGAGUUGACGAAAACUUGUAACGUCAAUGCUAUUAUUUUCAACACAAAUUCUGAGGACUUUGAAAUAGGAGAUGAAAUAAUAGCCUAUAAGAAAGUCACACGUCCCCCACUGUUCAAUAAAAUCAAAUCAUUUGAUUUGUAUUGUUAA
Messenger RNA from Plasmodium malariae, 4248 nucleotides. It is a transcript of the gene IF2c, whose product is annotated as translation initiation factor IF-2, putative. Gene Ontology annotation, molecular function: GTPase activity; GTP binding. NCBI's taxonomy places the organism in Eukaryota, Apicomplexa, Aconoidasida, Haemosporida, Plasmodiidae. The transcript has a single exon. The coding region runs from base 1 to 4248 and encodes 1415 amino acids. The record is from RefSeq and is a predicted model, not a curated record.